AUGGAGAACCAGACUGAUCUUGAUGUUCGUCCUUCUCUCCCAGUGAUCAGAGACACUCUCUAUGACUACCCUUAUUCUGAUUUUGAUGAUGAAGAAGAAGAAGAUGAAGAAGACAUCUGGGUUUCACCAGAUCAUGACCAGAAUCUCUAUUCCAAUUCCAACCUUGCUACUCUCUAUCGUCCUCCAUUGGAAUUGAUGUUCCAAGGUUCGUUCCAUGAAGCUAAAGUUGAAGCUACUGGACAAGACAAGUGGUUACUUGUAAACUUACAAUCCAUGAAGGAGUUCGAAUCACAUGUGAUGAACCGGGAUUUAUGGUCCAAUGAAACAAUAGCUGAGAUGAUCAAGGGUUACUUUCUAUUCUGGCAAGCACAGGAUGAUACAGUGGAAGGGAUGAAGGUUUCCAGUUUUUAUAGAUUUGAUUCAUUACCAGUCAUUCUUGUAAUCGAUCCAAUUACUGGUCAGAAGAUGCGUUUGUCUAAGGGGAUGGUUGAACCGGAUUAUUUGAUGGAUCUUCUCUCUUCUUUCAUGGAGAAUGGUCCUAAAAGUAGGCUUGAGAAGUGUUCUAUGAAGGAGGAGAAGAAGAAGAAGAUGAAGAUGACGUAUCCACCACUUCCUGAAGAGCCUAAGAACGAUGAUACUAGUUUGAUUUGCAGGGUUGGAGUAAGGCUUCCCGAUGGGAGACGGUUUUGCCGGAGUUUUCUUCGUAACGAUCCGAUACAGAUUUUAUGGUCUUUCUGCUGUUCUAAGAUUGAAGAAGCAAAGAUUAGUAAAUUUGAGUUAAUGGUGGCGAUUCCUGGGAAUUCAAAGCGUUUAGAUUACGAGAGUAAAUCAAGUUUUGUGGAAUCUGGGAUUUCAAACUCCAUUAUUUCUCUUGUAUGGGAAUGACAUAUUUGUCAAUUAUUACAAUGUUGUUCAUGAAUUAUUUCUUACAGUUUCAGAUGAUGAACAUCUUCAGUUGGGUUUGUUAAUAUUAAUUGAU
Messenger RNA from Macadamia integrifolia, 979 nucleotides. Its product is annotated as putative plant UBX domain-containing protein 14. The transcript has a single exon. Gene Ontology annotation, molecular function: ubiquitin binding. Lineage: Eukaryota; Viridiplantae; Streptophyta; Magnoliopsida; Proteales; Proteaceae. The record is from RefSeq and is a predicted model, not a curated record. Gene Ontology annotation, cellular component: nucleus. The coding region runs from base 1 to 885 and encodes 294 amino acids. Gene Ontology annotation, biological process: proteasome-mediated ubiquitin-dependent protein catabolic process.